Apiotrichum porosum is the source of this 2184-nucleotide messenger RNA. RefSeq lists its product as uncharacterized. The transcript has 3 exons. Bases 1 to 2184 code for a protein of 727 amino acids. Gene Ontology annotation, molecular function: protein binding. NCBI's taxonomy places the organism in Eukaryota, Fungi, Basidiomycota, Tremellomycetes, Trichosporonales, Trichosporonaceae. The record is from RefSeq and is a predicted model, not a curated record.
AUGCGCACAUCCACGCCCAUCGCUACGGGCAUCUUGUCGCUCCCGGAGGAGGUGCUCCAGCGCGUGCUUCUUUGUCUUGGACCGGAGGACAUGUGCGCGGCUGUCCUGACAUGUCACGCCAUGAAAGACUUGUAUGAUGCCGACUCGGUGCUGCGGUACCACAACGCCCUCAACACUGCGGGAUACCUCGACCUUCUUCCUCGCCCAGUGACUGGGGUGAGCUCGGGCUCGAGCAGCCAUCUCGACGUACGCUCGUCCGCCGACAGCGAGCACAGCCGUUCCCCUUCACCGCUUCAGAGUGUCAUCAAGUCCCCGCACACUGGCCGCCCGCGCCCGACUGUUGCCUCCGUUUCACUGGCAUCGUGGCCUGCUGUCCCACCACGUACUCGUGCCGACUAUGCGCGCCUCUCUGCUGCGGGGAAGAACAAGGCGCUGAGAGGAAGGGAAGAGAGGUGGGAGAGCCUCGAGCCCGCGCAGGUGCGGACGUUCCGUGCACAGGGCCCUACAGGGGUGUACGAGUUGCAAGAAGGAAUCUUCCUCAUGUGCGAGGUCGGAGACUUGGAUUCACCCCGGGACCGGCCAAAGAUCAUUCGCCUCGUGCCACUUCCAUCGGUCGACGACCCGGACCUCGAAGACCCUAUUGUGCCCACCAAAGCGCACCGCGUCAAGUUUCCCAUCGCCGACUUGACCAUGGACCCGAGCCAGGACCUCAUCGUCGUGUCCGAGUACGAGCCCGAGGCCGUCGACGAUGACCUUGCGCCGCCUGCGCACCGCUUCCAUCUCUUGUCAAUGAGCACCUUCGAGCCCCACCCGCUCGCCAAGUUGCCAAUGCUCGACUUUCCACCAGCCUCCGUGCCCACCAUCUGGCCCCGGCAGCUGCUGCAGGUCAUGGGCGACACAUUUGUGUCCCACAUUAGCCGCGAGGGUGUGAGCAUCAUGGGUAUCCUGCAGGAUGCACACGCCAUUCUCGCCAAUGACUCGGAGGAGGAGAUGGUGGCAUGGAACUGGAAGACGGGCGAGGUCAUGGGCCGCAUCCACCUCGGACGUACCCUCAACGCCUGCACAUUCUGCAUGCUCACUCCGACAACCGUCGCAGUCGCUAUGCCCGCCACAGUCCGCUCGUCUACCCGCCUGGGAAACUUCCACACCGAGGUCGUCGACGAGCCGUCCAUUACCAUCUACUCGUUUGCCCAGCCUACAACGACCGACGUCAAGCAGCCACUCAUGCGGGACGAGGAGGACGAGACCACCCCACGCGCCGUCGCUGUCGCGCGUCUCCGUAUUCCCGAGAUUGCGCCUGGUGCCUCACUGGAGAACUUCCACAUGCGUCCCGACCCAUCAGCCAUUCCUCCUCCAGCUGACGCCCCGACCCUUGGCCGCGGCAAGCCAUUCACGCUUGACCCGGCUCGUGGAGUUGUCGUUAUUGAAAUGACCAUUGGGUCUGACGACACGGAUGAGCCCAUCCACCUCCAGAAUGCCCACACUGAGAAUUUCGAGCUGUUCAUUCUGCGCGAGACGCUCGUCAACCUCGCCGAGGAAGGCGAGGCGCGCAGGCGCCGUGACUGGGCCAAGUUUGGUCCUGGCGCAGAGCCCGACGCGCGUGUCUACGAGUGGGAUCAAUGGGGAGAGGAGCACGCCCGCCUUCUCCCUGCCGUCCAGACCUUGCGUCGCCAGUGGGUCUGCUCGUGCUCUGGAUACCGCUUCGUCUCGCUCGUCCCGGCCAGCAGCGACUUUGGUGGCGUCCCCGUUCCGGCUCCCGAGCAGACGGCCGAGGAACUGCAGGACGACGAAAAUGGACCGUUCCCCAUCGAACCGCUUCACCUGGUCGUCAACGACUUUAACCCGUACGUUGUUGCGCGAACUCGCGCGGAAGCCCGGGAACGCGACGCGGACAUGUGGACGCAGGAGACUGCCGUCCCCAAGGACCUGGACGAGGGACAGGCCGACUUUGGAGACCACAAAUACACGGUCGCGCUGCACGACGACGCGACCACGCUCAAGGCCGGCGACGCGUGGGCCGAGGACGUCACGACGCGCCUGCCGUUCCGGACGGUCCGCAGGGCUAUCAACGGCGAUCCCGGCGGCGCCAUGGUGGACGACCAGCGCAUCUUCCUGAUCCGCACAACAGGUGUGAUGAGCUCGUGGCGCACGCAUCGCCAGGAAGUGACGGUGCUGUGCUUCUGA